Molecule: messenger RNA, 1131 nt
Organism: Drosophila eugracilis
Lineage: Eukaryota; Metazoa; Arthropoda; Insecta; Diptera; Drosophilidae
Exons: 2
Coding region: 39-1100 (353 amino acids)
Source: RefSeq, a predicted model, not a curated record
GGAUUUGUGUCACAUAUCACAGAAGUUGGCCAACUGCAAUGGGAGCUAGAAGUGUUGAAUUUGGGAUCUGGAAGAUUCAGCUACUGCUCCUGUUAAGUGGAUUUAUACUCACUUGUAGAGCUGCUCCGGUGGAGGUAGCUGAAGGUGUGACCCAUCCACCGCCCGAUCAGCUGCAAACAGAGUCUCGAUCCCGCAAAGACGAUAUCCUAGAUGUGGAUGACGACCUGGAUGCUCGUAAUGCCUAUAUUAACAAUCAGUUUGUGCCUAGUGAACCAGCUGAAGUUCUAGAGGAUGAACACAAUACUCCGCUCUAUGAGAUCCUCCAGAAGCAGAUGGAACAAGUGCUGGCCGCAUCAGCUCCCACUGAUCCAGUCUAUGAGCAACGAGAAAAACUGGAACGUCGUGACCAACAGCCACCACACCAACCGCCGUACUUCUCCGGCGGAGACCGAGAUGCUGAUCUUCAGGAUGACUAUGAGGACGAAGAGGAUCAGACAGAUCAGGGCUAUCCGUUGGAUCCUGAGAAACCAGAUGCAAUGUCUGGUUCUCCCGAAGAAGUUGACCAAAACGAGGCAGGCUACCAGGGAUCACAGUUGAGCUUCCCAAGCAGCACUAGCAGCACUCGGCGACCGAUCAGGCGACGCACCACCUCACAUCCGCGAACUACUAGGACAAGAUCAACUGCGCAGCCGAAGAUCACAGCCAGACCUUUAAAUCAAACCAGCACUACUGAGCCACCAACGCCCGUGACCACCACCACAAAUCGUCCUAAGAUUGGCUCUAGUACCAAUUCCAAGCCAAAUCCAUUUCAGGGAAACAAUUUGAUUAGUGAUCCGCAGGUCUACCAGCACAAGCGCCGCAUCAUAUUCAAAACCAUUUCGACAGGCUCCCAGUUCAUCAACUCACCCAUUGGCGAUCUAAUGAUAAAGUUCUCUAUUGGCUUUGCCAAACCAAACAGUCCGGUUGCAGCCAGCAGUCCCUCCACUUUACCCAGUUUACCCAGCUCCUCUAGCGAGGCAUUGCGUGCCCUCUCCCAAAACUUGAUUCGUAAUCUAGAACUGCAGAAGCUAAAAAGAUCGAAUAAAAUUCAGAAAGAUUAAAAAUAUCUUGAUAAUUUUAUAAAAACAAUAA